Pieris macdunnoughi is the source of this 462-nucleotide messenger RNA. Lineage: Eukaryota; Metazoa; Arthropoda; Insecta; Lepidoptera; Pieridae. The record is from the annotation of a GenBank genome assembly.
AUGGCUGAGGCUUGUCAAAUAGUUCGAAAACAAGAUUUACCACCUCCUGGAGGAUACAGACCUAUUCCAUUUAAAAGGAUUCCCGCCAAAUCAUAUUUUAGUGGUUUAACAUGGAUAGCUGGUUACAUUGGUAUGACCACUGUGUCUGCUUAUCUUUAUUAUUUAAAUUGCAAACAGGUUAAAAAAGCUAAAAUCGAAAUGAGAUCUGCAAAGAUGGCAAUAUACCCAAUGUUGCUAGCGGAAAGGGACCGCGAGUACAUGAAGCAAUUGCGUAGAAACCGUGAUGCUGAAGCAGAGCUUAUGCGUAAUGUCCCUGGAUGGGAGGUUGGAACUUACUAUGGUGAGCGCGUGUAUAAGUUAGUGCCACCAGAUGCACUAGUUGAGCCAAUAUUCCAUGAAUUCUAUGCUCACUCUGACCCAUCUGCCUGGGUUGACAGAACUGAAUUAAAGCUGCGGUCUUAA